This is a messenger RNA of Fusarium verticillioides 7600, 2030 nucleotides long. RefSeq lists its product as hypothetical. The transcript is spliced from 3 exons. Gene Ontology annotation, biological process: DNA-templated transcription; regulation of DNA-templated transcription. Gene Ontology annotation, cellular component: nucleus. Gene Ontology annotation, molecular function: zinc ion binding; DNA binding; DNA-binding transcription factor activity, RNA polymerase II-specific. Lineage: Eukaryota; Fungi; Ascomycota; Sordariomycetes; Hypocreales; Nectriaceae. The record is from RefSeq and is a predicted model, not a curated record. Bases 13 to 1911 code for a protein of 632 amino acids.
CCGAGACUCACCAUGCCCAGUGAACCCCGAAAUCGUACGACAAAUCCAUCUUCGGCGCGCAAAGGCGUGCCUCACAAACGACCACGAAAACGACUAAGCUGCGAACCCUGUAGAGUCAGCAAACUCCGGUGCGAUCGACUGCAACCCUGUUCCGCUUGCAGACGUCGAGAAUGCGAAUCUGCAUGCACCUACGGGCCACGUCGCGACACAGUCACCAACAACACCCUUACAGAAGAAUCUCCAUCUCCCGUCUGUGACUCUUCUGCUCUUCCGCCACCAUCCUUGGAAGUUGUUACAGCAGCGAAUACGGUAGAUAAGGGCCAUCAUAAUACAACGUCGACUUUUCGACAGUCUCCAGGUAACGCCCGUCCAAUACACUCACCUCGAGCCGAGCCCCUGUCUUCUAUCGCGUCUUGGGACGCGGUCCUUGAGCGGCCCACUUCCGGCCGUGAUGAUAGUCCUGGGCGAGAAAUUGACCCUUUUGCCUCUUUCGCCUUCGGGCCGAAAAGACCCAAGAGCGAGCUAUUAGACCUCCUCCCAUCCAAGACCACUAGCGAGUUCCUUAUCUCAAGGUAUUUUACGUAUCAAGCUCCACUGUUCCAUAUCCUUCACGGACCUACUUUUCAGCAACAAUAUGCAGACUUCGCCCGGGAUCCAGCGCAAGCAUCACUGUCUUGGUUGGCGCUGCUCUUCACCCUCUGCUCAUUGGCUUCCCAAACAUUGGAGGCUGGGGAUCCAGUGCUAAGAGAAUGUCAGCCAUCGUGGUCCGAAGUUGACCCUUGCGAUCCACGCUCUUUAUCUCGUCACCUCCGUGGCGCCGCCCUUGCUUGCCUAUCAGAAGCCCGUUUUAUGGUGCGAUAUGACCUCAAUACGCUGGAGGCCGUGUUAAUCAUGACCUACGGAAUAUGCCAUAGCGAAGGAGUUGACCGUGCCUGGGUCUUUCUCGGUGUGGCCCUCAACAUGGGUAUUGUGCUGCGAUGCAAUGCCGACUGUUUGAACCAAAACUUUAUCCAACAGCAGAGGCGUUGGCGAUGCUGGGCCGGGAUUCGGAUGCUCUAUACUUACCAAGGCAUUCUUUUCCGUGACGUCGACCUUUCGUUUCUCCUUGCAUUUCCUUCUCCCGUGCCCGCAGAAGUUGACGAUUCCGACAUACAUGUAGAUGCGCUCCACAAGUCAGUGACAUAUCCGAACAGCAUGUCGCUUAUGAAGUUUAAACUUCGUCUAUUUGAGCUAUCGACCCAAAUAUGCUCCUGUCUUUCCAACAGUUCUACAUUUGACGAAGCUGCCGCGAACCACUUUGAUGCUUUGAUUGCAGCCGAGCAACAGCAGUGGGCUUCCGCGUUUCUCCCUUCUGGAUGUCCCAGCUUCUUUGACACGGCGGGCUUUGCGUACUGGUGCAUACUCGAGACGUACGCUUAUCAGCUCUAUCUCCUGAUUCACCGGCCUUUCUAUCAUUCCCAAUCUCCCAAGUUUCUCCCUUCUAGCAGGAAAAGAUAUGCCGAAUCGAGUGUAGCCCUGUUGGAAACGUUUGAGAAACUAUGUGAGCUUCCUACUCUUCGGCCAUACCGAUGGCUAGUGAACGGCAUGACAAGCUUCAAUGCACUCCAAGGUGUGGUUGCUUUGGCGGCUUGUCUGAUUGAUAAACAUGGACAAGGCGGUACCACAGCUUCUCACAAAGCAGUCUUUGAUGCUACUGUACUGCGCAUCGAGUCACUGCAGGGAACGAGCCCUGUUUGUGAAAGAGCUUACCCUACAAUCAAAGCAAUACAGACACAAAUAUCUACACUCAGCAGUGGCGAAGAUUAUGUUUCGCCUCGGGAGUGGGAUCCUAGGACCGAUUGGCUUGAUCUGAACUCGAUCGAUUGGGCUUUCUGGGGGGAUUUCACAGACAAUGUUAGGCGUGGUGCUUAGGACUAAUCCAGCUCGCGGGAAUUAAAUUAAUUAUAAUAGCUAUAAACUCUCAAACUGCACUUAGAACUCUACUAGUAUCACUACUAUUUGAGCUUUGAAUUAUCCCACUAGGUACCAGC